Messenger RNA from Micropterus dolomieu (smallmouth bass), 1978 nucleotides. RefSeq names its product finTRIM family, member 14-like (gene ftr14l). The record is from RefSeq and is a predicted model, not a curated record. The transcript has 8 exons. Gene Ontology annotation, molecular function: protein binding; zinc ion binding. NCBI's taxonomy places the organism in Eukaryota, Metazoa, Chordata, Actinopteri, Centrarchiformes, Centrarchidae. Bases 32 to 1678 code for a protein of 548 amino acids.
UUUAAGCUAAUGGUAAACAGGUUAGCAAGCUAUGAGCCACACCGUAAUUCCAACCAGGACUUGGCUAGCUGAAACAAAGAUGGCUAACCGUGAGGGCGAUGAAUGCUGUGCGAAAAGCCCGGGAAAGGACGCAUUUUACUUACAUACGAAUCCACACAGAUACAACAGCACAGAGAGAUCUCGUCGCUCUACCAGUCGUAGCCAGUCCAGGGGGCCCAGGGCCCAGGCCAAGUAUGGGGAUGUCCUGUGUGACUUCUGCACAACAAGUAAGCAGAAGGCAGAGAAGUCGUGCUUGGUGUGCCUGGCAUCCUACUGCGAGACCCACAUCCUGUCUCACUAUGAGUACCCCGCCAUGAUGAAGCACAAACUGGUCAAAGCAACAGGUCAGAUGAGAGAGAAGAUCUGUGCACAGCAUGACAAGCUGCUGGAAGCUUUUUGUCGCACGGAUGAGACAUCAGUGUGUGUUCUGUGCAUGAUGGACGAACACAAACACCACGACAUCGUCCCGGCUGGAACUGAGAGGACCGAGAAACAAAAACAACUUGGUACCACGCUGCACAAGUCUCAACAGAGGAUUGACCAGAGGGUAAAAAAAUGGCAGGAUCUCCGACAAGCUGUUGAAUCAGUUAAACACUCAGCUCUGACGGUACUAGAGGAGAACGAACGCAUCUUCACUGAGCUUCUGCUUUCCAUAGAGAGGAAACACAAUGAAGUCAAGGAGAUGAUCCGUUCCCACGAAAAGACCACCGUGACACGGGCAGAGAUACUGCUUAACCGCUUGGAGGAAGAGAUCACUCUGCUGAGGAAGAGACACACUGACCUGGAGAAGCUCUCACAUACUGAUGAUCACAUACACUUUCUACAGAGCUGGCAGUCCCUGUCAGGCCCCUCAGGAUAUGAAGACCUCAACAACAUCAGCGUUGCUCCCAAUUACUCCUUUGAUGCCACCAAGAGAGCCAUUGCUUCACUGAAAUUACAAGUAGAGGAAGUUAGCAAAACAGAAAUGAGCAAAAUCAUAGGAGCAGUGAAGGAAGUCUACGUCACGCAAGAAGGUGAGACAAAGACGAGGAGAGAGUCAAUUUUGAGGGAAGCACCAAAGACAAGAAAAGAAUCAAAGACAUGGGAAGAACCGAAGACAAGAGAAGAUUUCAUGAAGUACUCCUGCCAGUUGAUUCUGGAUGUCAACACUGUCCACCCAAACCUUCACCUCUCUGAGGGUAACCGAACAGCUACGAUGAAGAGUGAGCCUAAGAACUACCCUGAUCACCCAGACCGAUUUGACCACUGGCAGCAGGUGUUGUGCAGAGAGAGCGUGACUGGGGCUCGUUGUUACUGGGAGGUGGACUGGAGGGGAACAGAGGUGGACGUGGCUGUUACCUACAGGGGAAUCCGCCGUAAAGGAAAUGGCAAUGAAUGCAGCCUGGGCUGGAACGACAAGUCGUGGAGUCUGUACUGCUCUGAUUCCAAAUUCUCCUUUGUGCACAAUAAUAAGAGCAAAGAUAUUGCAGCUCCAAUGUCAUCACGUAUUGGCGUCUACGUGGAUCAUGCUGCAGGAACACUUGCAUUUUACAGUGUCUUGGAUGGCAUGAAGCUUCUGCACAGAGUCCAGACAACAUUCACAGAGCCCCUCUACCCUGCGUUCAGUGUGUGGGGCUUUGGUACUAGUAUAAGACUUUAGAAGAAUAAUGUUAGUAAUUUGCAUCAAAGUUACUCAAUAUUUUCAAUAAAGAUGUAAAAUUUGAAUUGCUCGUUUUUCUUUACCUUUUGCUAAAGGUUUUUUUCCCUAAUGUAUGAUUGUAUGUGUGUUUUAAACAAUUCAAUUGAGCUGUUUUUGUUCUUUUGGUCACUGAUUGUUGUUUUAGGGCACUCUAUCUGAAGAGAUGAUAACAAAAUGUGUCGGUUUUAAGUAGGAUAAAUAUGCAAUACUUGAUAAUCAUGUUAUUUUCUCGAUGUCUCACAUCUUUUUUUCUGUUAUUGU